This is a messenger RNA of Stegastes partitus (bicolor damselfish), 3619 nucleotides long. RefSeq names its product serine hydroxymethyltransferase 2 (mitochondrial) (gene shmt2). Gene Ontology annotation, molecular function: pyridoxal phosphate binding; glycine hydroxymethyltransferase activity. Gene Ontology annotation, cellular component: mitochondrion; cytoplasm. Lineage: Eukaryota; Metazoa; Chordata; Actinopteri; Pomacentridae. Gene Ontology annotation, biological process: tetrahydrofolate interconversion. The transcript is spliced from 12 exons. The record is from RefSeq and is a predicted model, not a curated record. Bases 75 to 1580 code for a protein of 501 amino acids.
AAACACCCUUUCGAGCCUGUCAGCGGUGUGUCGCCUGCCGUGCUGCCUCUUCCUCUGGCCUGACAACUGGAACCAUGCUGUCCUUCACUCUGAGACAACUCACACGGCCACUCUGCCAGCGGGCCCCUAUUUGUCUCAGCAUACGUGGCCAGCAGUCCCACGCUGCCACCCGUACAGUGGAUGAAGAUCGUCCGUGGACGGGUCAGGAGAGUCUAGCUCAGGAUGACCCAGAGAUGUGGGAUCUGCUGCAGAAAGAAAAAGACAGGCAGUGUCGUGGUUUGGAGCUCAUUGCAUCUGAGAAUUUCUGCAGCCGAGCAGCUCUGGAAGCUCAGGGCUCCUGUCUGAACAACAAAUACUCUGAAGGCUACCCAGGGAGAAGGUACUAUGGAGGGGCAGAAGUGGUUGACCAAAUUGAGCUACUGUGUCAGAAACGAGCUCUAGAGGCCUUUGACCUGGACCCAGCUCAGUGGGGUGUCAACGUCCAGCCUUACUCUGGUUCUCCUGCUAACUUUGCUGUCUACACCGCCGUGCUAAACCCCCAUGACCGUAUCAUGGGCCUGGACCUGCCCGAUGGAGGACAUCUGACCCAUGGCUACAUGUCUGAUGUGAAGAGAAUCUCAGCAACGUCAAUCUAUUUUGAAUCCAUGCCCUACAAACUAAACACUGCAACAGGACUCAUAGACUACGACCAGAUGGAGUUGACGGCCAAGCUGUUCCGGCCCAAGCUCAUCAUCGCUGGCACCAGUGCCUAUGCCCGCCUCAUUGACUAUGCCCGCAUUAAGAAGCUCUGCACCAACAUUAAUGCCUACAUGCUUGCUGACAUGGCUCACAUAAGUGGCCUGGUGGCAGCCAAAGCCAUCCCCUCCCCCUUUGAACAUUCUGACCUGGUCACCUCCACCACACACAAGUCUCUCCGAGGAGCCAGGGCUGGCCUCAUCUUCUAUCGUAAGGGUGUUCGCUCAGUGGACAAGAAGGGAAAGGAAAUCAUGUACGACCUUGAGGACAAGGUCAACUUCUCUGUCUUUCCCUCCCUGCAGGGUGGGCCUCAUAACCAUGCUAUUGCUGGAGUAGCUGUGGCACUCAGACAGGCACAGUCUCCCAUGUUUAAGGAGUACAUUGCCCAGGUCCUAAAGAACUCCAAAUCUAUGGCUGCAGCUCUUCUAAGCAAAGGCUACACCCUGGUAUCAGGUGGGACCGACAACCACCUGGUCCUGGUGGAUCUGCGGCCUAAGGGCAUUGACGGGGCUCGGGCUGAGAGGGUGCUGGAGCUCGUGUCAAUCACUGCAAAUAAGAACACCUGCCCCGGGGACAAGAGCGCCCUGACUCCUGGUGGCCUCAGGCUAGGUGCUCCAGCUCUGACCUCCAGACAGUUCAAAGAGGCCGACUUUGUGCAAGUUGUCGAGUUCAUGGAUGAAGGUUUCAAGAUUGCACUGGAUGUGAAGAAAAAGACAGGAAAGCUCCAGGACUUCAAGAACUUUGUUCUUCAGGACCCAGAAACUGUGGCUCGCAUCGCAGACCUGCGCCACCGUGUUGAAGCUUUUGCCAGGCCCUUUCCCAUGCCAGGUUUCCACGACCAUUAGGCUGGCCAAUGUGGAGUCACUGGUCCAUGACAGCCAGAUGGCAGAAACCUGGUUGGGCAGAAGUGUGCAAGGAGAAAAUGGAAAAAUGUCAUGUAGUGAAAUGUGCUUGUGCCUGUGAAUUUGGAUGACUUCAGUUCACUUUUUUCCAAUCAGAUCUGGGGAACCAUUUUUUAUACUUCUUCGCAGUUAUCCAUCAAUCUUUUCUUCUGAAAACAUGGCCUCCAUGUUGAGGCAAAAGAAACAAUGAAAUAUGACAGAUUUUGUAGAGCAAAAGAAGCUAUUUUCUAUUGUAUGUGUGAAGAUCUUUCUCAGCUGUCUUCACACUGUUUAAUGCAAGUGUGUGGGAGGAAAAAAAACAUGUCAAAUGAAACAAAGACCAACGCUUGGUAUCACAGUCUCUGUGACUUGAUAAGUAUAUUAUUAGUUAUUAUAACAAGAUACAAUGAGAGUCUUAAUUCUGUAAAGAGUCUUAACUAAUGUCACUAUUGUGUUUUGGUAUGUUCAUGAGGAGAUCUUUGCAUGACAGCUUUGUACAGUCUUUUUCUGUUUUAGAAACCAGGUACACAAACUAGUAUUAUGAGGCGAAGGGGUGUUUUGUCAAGCAGUGAUGUGUUGGCUGCCUUUUUGUAGGAGGAUGUUUUGUUGAACAUUCUAAAUUAACAAAGUAUCAAAAUGUCAUUUUUGAAAUUUAGAUCUUUAACCUCAAAAAGAUGUGACCCACUUCUUUCCAAAGUUAAAGGGUUCAAGCCAAAAUUAUACAGGAGACAGACUAAAUAAUCUUAUUAUAUUUUAAUAUGCUGUAGUUAAAUAAAGCAACACUACAAACUGCUCACAUAAGUUGUUUAAAAACAUGUUUCACACAGUGUAAAUGAAAAUCAAAUAUAAGCUUUAAAAGUAGAAUUUAAUGUGAGUUUGUAUUAGAUUGCUGCGUAUGUCCAAAAUCCAACUGAGAAUGUCUUUUUUUUUUUUUUUUUUGACUUUGCUAGAACUGUCUUCUUUUUUUUCUUCCAGCGUAUCAUAGAUGACAGAUUUUAAUUGCUCUUUAUUUUCUUAGGACAAAAUAGUUUUAAGUAACCAAAUGAAAUAAUAACAGAAAUGUCAGUCUGCAUUAUUUCACAUUUGUUUCAUUUUGUUUACAGAGAGAAUCUACUUUUCUAUAUAUUAUUUACAAAGAAUUAACUAUGUAAUUUCCAUCAUUUCAUAAAUGCCUGUCGGUUUCCAGUAGCAUGCUCUUUUGUUAUACUACACAAGAGACAGCUUGUAGUGCAGUCUGUCUGAUUUGAGUGUCUUUUUUUUUUUUUCAACGUGGUGUUCAGUGAUGGAAGCUGUGAAGCAGCUUGAUUUGAUAAAACAUUCUCUGAGUAUUUUGUUGUCUGUCUGGUUCACAGAUUGGCACAGUUGUCAUUGUCACUGCAUCAGUGAGGAAGCAAGAUUUCUGUUUGUGAAACUGUCUUAUGGCACAAUUGAGGCAGAGGCACUGGAAAAUAAAUGAUGUGAUACUUUCCUACUUUGCACAAAACACAUCUUUUAAAGUGAACAAAUUCAGAUUUUUUGACAAGGCUUUGCCAAAAUAUACCAACAAGUAUUUUACUACAGUGUACACAAGUCUACUGUUUGUUAUCAUCUUUGACGUGCUUCCAGCCAUUGUACACCAACAUGAGUUUGAACUAACUUUCUUUUACAGAACAUUUUUAUUAAUUGUAUUAGCAGAGUCCUAAUAAAAAUCCAGUGAUGCAAAUGCAGUUUGUUGUUGUGCGCUUGAUAUUAAUAUACAUCACCUGUCACACCAGUCUGCCAGUAUAAUUCAUUUUAUACUGAUAUUUUAGCACCACAAUGUGCUAAAUCUCCCUAAUUGCUGGUCUGGCCCCUCAGUCAUGGAAUCAAAUGUAGUGUCAUCUUUUAAAUCUCUUCUUACACGACUAAUUUGCACAAUGCGGCACACUGUCCUUUUAUUCCCAGUCCUCACAGUCUAUUGAAUUGCAACACUUUCUUUCAUAAAACUUUUCAUGCUUGGCAAUAAAAUGGAUUCUGAUUCAAAA